AUGCGGCCCAUUGCUACAGGCGGCCCGACCAAGCGGAGCUCAAGAACCGGGUCAGAGGAUAUCACUCGGUUUAGGGCUAGACCGUCCGGUAUCUUGAGUCCAAACACGAUCUCGACCCUUGCUCUUGGCAGCAUGCUUGCCGGAAGUUGGUACAUUUGGCAUGAGGGACGUAACUACAAGGUCAAUAAGAAGGUUCAGAAGUAUGAGGAAAAGCCGCUUGGGAAGCAUCGUGGAAACGUUAAUGCGGACUACAUGAAGUAUGACAACUGGGUGGACUCCCGACGUGCCAGCAAAGGGAAGUGA
Thermochaetoides thermophila DSM 1495 is the source of this 303-nucleotide messenger RNA. RefSeq lists its product as uncharacterized. The record is from RefSeq and is a predicted model, not a curated record. Lineage: Eukaryota; Fungi; Ascomycota; Sordariomycetes; Sordariales; Chaetomiaceae. The transcript is spliced from 2 exons. The coding region runs from base 1 to 303 and encodes 100 amino acids.